UGUAGCAUCUUAAUUUGCAAUGCGUGACAGAAUCACAAGCUUCAGGAAAUCAGCUGUGAAGAAGGAGAAGCCUCUCAUUCAGCAUCCCAUUGACUCCCAGCCUUCCAUCAGUGAGAUCCCACAUGCCCAGGCACUUGUUGAUGAGCGCUGCAUGAACUUAUCAGAGAAAGAAGUUAUGGAUCUCUUUGAAAAAAUGAUGGAGGACAUGAACCUGAACGAGGAACGUAAAGCUCCUCUCCGAGACAAGGACCUGAGCACCAAACGUGAGAUGGUUGUCCAGUACAUUUCUGCAACUGCCAAAUCCAUAGUCGGAAGUAAAGUUCCGGGGGGACUCAAAAACAGCAAGCACGAAUGUACCCUGUCCUCACAAGAAUACAUCCAUGAGCUGCGGUCUGGAAUUUCAGAUGAGAAACUUCUUAAUUGCCUGGAGUCUUUGAGAGUGUCUCUAACCAGCAACCCCGUCAGCUGGGUUAACAAUUUUGGACAUGAAGGUCUUGGGCUCCUGUUGGAUGCGUUGGAAAAGCUUCUGGACAAGAAACAGCAAGAAAGUAUUGAUAAGAAGAAUCAACAUAAACUUAUCCAGUGCCUCAAAGCAUUUAUGAACAAUAAAUACGGUUUGCAAAGGAUCCUAGGAGAUGAAAGGGGCCUCUUGCUGCUGUCAAGAGCAAUUGAUCCAAAGCAACCCCACAUGAUGACUGAGACAGUGAAAAUCCUUUCUGCUAUCUGCAUUGUUGGGGAGGAAAACAUGCUGGACAAGCUGUUGGGUGCUAUAACCACUGCUGCUGAGAGGCACAACAGGGAGGAACGCUUCUCCCAGAUCGUGGAGGGCCUGGAGAACCACGAGUUCAUCCAGCUGCAGAUUGCAUGUAUGCAGCUCAUCAAUGCUCUUGUUACAUCUCCUGAGGACCUUGACUUCAGGAUACACUUGAGAAAUGAGUUUUUACGUUGUGGCCUGAAGAAAAUAUUGCCUGCCUUGAAAGAUAAGGAAAAUGACGAGCUCGAUAUUCAGCUGAGGGUGUUUGAUGAGAACAAAGAUGAAGACCACUUUGAACUGUCACAUCGUCUCAAUGACAUCAAAGCUGAAAUGGAUGAUGUGAGCGAAGUAUUUCACCUGCUGUACAAUAUGGUGAAAGAUACUUCUUCUGAAAAUUACUUCUUGUCAAUUCUCCAACAUUUCCUGCUGAUCAGGAACGAUUACUAUGUCCGACCUCAGUAUUACAAGAUCAUAGAAGAGUGUGUGUCUCAGAUAGUGCUGCACUGCAGUGGCACGGACCCAGAUUUUAAAUACAGAGGAAGGAUGGACAUCAAUUUUACACAGCUUGUUGAUGCGUGUGUGGACAAGGCUAAAGUAGAAGAGAGUGAAAAGAAAGCAGCAGAAUUUUCCAGGAAGUUUGAUGAGGAGUUCACAGCUCGACAAGAGGCACAAGCAGAGCUGCAGAAACGAGAGGAGAAAAUCAAAGAACUUGAAUCAGAAGUCAAACAGCUCCGGACCCAGGGUCCAGGCCUGACAGAAGCCCCAGCAAUGCCUCCAGCCCACCCAAGUGAGAACGUCCCACCAUCCCCAGCGCCCUCACUCCCAGCUGGAGCCAUCCCUCCUCCUCCUCCCCUCCCUGGUGUAGGAAUCAUUCCUCCUCCUCCUCCAUUACCCGGUGGAGUAACAAUUCCUCCACCCCCUCCCCUGCCUGGCGGGGUAACAAUUCCUCCCCCACCUCCUUUGCCAGGUGGAGUAACAAUUCCCCCACCCCCUCCCCUGCCAGGUGGAUCAGCAAUCCCUCCCCCUCCUCCCUUACCUGGGGCAUCCCUUCCUCCCCCUCCCCCUCCUCUGCCCGGUGCAGCCAUCCCAGCUCCCCCUCCUCUGCCCGGUGUGCCCCCAGCGCCCCCUCUGCCCGGGGGAGCAGUGCCCCCUCCUCCCCCUCUGCCCGGAGGGGUGGGGCCUCCUCCUCCUCCUCCUCUGCCCGGGGGCGCGAUCCCUCCCCCGCCGCCUUUCGGGGGGCCCCCAAUGCCUCCCCCCCUGGGAGGGGCUCCCUUUGCCCCCUUCCCCAUGGUGCCAGCGCUGCCCCACGGGAUGAAGGAGAAGAAGAAGUAUAAGCUGGAAGUGUCCAUGAAGAGAAUCAACUGGUCAAAGAUCGAGCCUCAAGAAAUAGGAGAAAACAGCUUUUGGGUAAAAGCUGAAGAAGAUAAAUUUGAGGACCCGGAGCUGUUUGCAAAAUUGGCACUUACCUUUGGAACCCAAAUGAAAGCCAAAAAGCCUGUAGAAGAAUCAGAAGAAAAGAAAGCAGCUCAGUCAAAGAAGAAGAUCAAAGAAUUAAGAGUUUUGGAUGGAAAAUCUGCACAAAAUUUAUCAAUAUUUUUGGGUUCCUUCCGUUUGCCUUACGAAGAAAUAAAAAAUAUGAUUUUAGAGGUGGAUGAGGAGAAGCUGAGUGAAUCCUUGAUCCAGAACCUGGUGAAGAAUCUUCCUGAGCAGAAGGAGCUCAAUGCCUUAGCUGAAUUAAAGGAUGAAUACAACGACCUUGCUGAGCCCGAGCAGUUUGGAGUUGUGAUGAGCUCGGUGAAGAUGCUGCGCGCGCGGCUCAACGGGAUCCUGUUCCGGCUGAUGUUCGAGGAGCACGUCAACAACAUCAAGCCCGACAUCAUGGCUGUCACCCUGGCCUGCGAGGAGCUCAAGAAGAGCGAGAGCUUCAGCAAGCUGCUGGAGCUGGUGCUGUUCCUGGGCAACUACAUGAACUCUGGCUCCAGGAACGCGCAGUCCCUGGGCUUCAACAUCAGCUUCCUCUGCAAGAUUCGAGAUACAAAAUCAUCAGACCAGAAAACCACCCUGUUGCACUUCCUGGCAGAAAUCUGUGAGGAGAAUUACAGGGACAUCCUGAAAUUCCCAGAUGAGCUGCAGCACGUGGAGAGUGCGAGCAAAGUUUCAGCCCAGACUCUGAAGAGCAACCUGGAUUCCAUGAACCAGCAGAUCCAGCGCCUGGAGAAGGACAUUGAGAACUUCCCCAAGAGCCAGGACGAGCACGACAAGUUUGUGGAGAAGAUGAGCAGCUUUGCUGAGAGUGCCCGAGAACAAUAUGAAAAACUGUCCAACAUGCACAACAACAUGACAAAACUGUAUGAAAAUCUGGGAGAGUACUUCACCUUUGAUCCCAAAGCAAUAAGCAUCGAAGAAUUCUUUGGUGAUCUGAGCAACUUCAGAACGCUCUUCUUGGAGGCGUUGAAAGAAAACAACAAAAGGAGAGAAUUGGAGGAGAAGACCAAGAGGGCCAAGCUGGCCAAGGAGAAGGCGGAGCGGGAGAGGCUGGAGAGACAGAAGAAGAAGCAGCAGCUGAUUGAUAUGAACAAAGAGGGUGAUGAGACGGGGGUGAUGGACAGCCUGCUGGAGGCCCUGCAGUCGGGAGCAGCGUUCAGGGACCGCAGGAAACGAACGCCGCGAGCGCAAGAUAACAAACGAGUGACUUUGGAAAGGUCUCGUUCUCGACACAACGGAGCAAUUGCAGCUGUAUGAUUCUUCUGAUGCCAAAGAAUUAAUGAAUUGUUUUAUUUACAAUGAAAUGGAUGUGCUUUGGGAAGAGUUUAUCAUCCAAAUUGGCAAUGAUCAUAAAGGAAUACUGGUAUUGAUUAAAUGAGAUGGUGUAAGAAUAUGUAAUUUUAAAGCAGUUGCUAAAAAUAAUCCACAUACUGUAUCUUAUUACCCCAACUACCAAGAUCUGUAAACAGUGUUAAACAGUAGGGUAUAUAUCUUAUUUUCUUAUGUUCUUUCUUUUUUUCCACCCCUUUUUGUUUAAGCUGGCAACUCACAUGAAAGGAGUUGGGGAUUUCUAGGUUAUGUUUUAUAUGGGUAAGAAAAUACACUUCUGUUGAAAGAGUACAGCUGUGGAUUCCAUUUGCAGUUCUGAUUUGAACAUGAAAGGAAAAAUAAUAAAAUUGUAUGUUAAUAAAUUCAGAGAUGAGCUGGUCUACAUUAUCAGAAUCUUUUUUGUAACCAUAAAAAGGCAACACAUAGCCCCAGUCAGGUUGCUGAAAACCUUAUCUCAGUGUAAAGCCUGGUGGAUUCAGCUGCCAGUGGGAUACACCACAUAUCUACACUUCUGAUAUGAUGAGGUGUAGUUACUUAUCACUGCUAAAAAGAAAAAAAAAAAAAUUAAAUCAAACAGAGCAUAGGAUUUUUCCAAAAUUGUAUCAAGGGCAGAAUAUGUUUUUCACUGUAUCUAAGGAGGGAUUUUUCUAAUUGUGCACUUAUAUAUUCUUUAUAAAGCUGUUUGGGGGAAAGUGUGAUUGUCCUAUUUUGAUGAUGCUAAAAUGCCUGUGUGUAGGUUUUUAGAGACAAGCUACACGGCGAAGUUUUUCAGAACUGCCUCUGAGUUUUUCCUCUGUUUCUCAGGUAAAGCACCUAGGGGGUCUCCACUGGUGGAUUUUAGUGCUGAGGGUUCAGCAGCUACCAACCCAUUUCCGAGCUGGAGCGCUGCCUGGCAGUGACCAAGGCUGAUUUUUGGGAACUCCUCCCGUUGCCCUGCGUGCCCAGGCCCUUGCACUGCAGCUCCUCAGGGAGCAGCUGCCUCUGUUUGUCCUGGCACAAGUCCUGGGGAAAUCAAACCCUCCCUCCCUGUCCCCUUCGUCCCCAUCCGGGAGGGGAUGGAGGGUUUGGAGUGGAAUUCCAGUGGAACUACUGCAAAAGUUGCUGAGCUGUGAUGUUUGUAAAGGAUCAGGAUGCUCUGCAGCAGCUGGCACUUGUUCUCAGAUUAUUAAUGCUUAUCACUGAUUGAUGAAAUUUUAUUGUGGAUGCUUUUAUUGCCUGGGGUUGUGGGGGACUUGGGGUUUUUUAGUGUCUGUAAAGGCUGUUUGGAAGGUGAGGUGUCAGUGGUUGCUGUGCACAAACUCCUUGCUCUGGAGGGACUUUGCUCCUGGGGCAGUGGAUCUUUGCACUACUGCUUGAGCCAAGCAUCUUUGUACAGAAAAUUCUUUUUGCUUCUCUGCUGAGAUCCUCUCAAAACUAUUGGACUAGUUUGGGAUAGAUUCCCACAAUCAUAAACUGCGUUGUUGUAAGAAAAGAUACAGCUCCUUUUCAAUCUAGUAUUGAAUUGUAAUUUUUAUUUUUUUUUUCAAAGACUACAGGGGGUUUGCCCAUAGCUCUAAACAUAGGAAUACCACUGAAGCCUAGUGAAAUGCUUGCUGUCAACUAAAUACUCUCCCUAAACAGUUUGGGGGCUUUAGGAACAAACUGAAGAGUUGUAUGGUACUUCAGGAAAAAAAA
Messenger RNA from Zonotrichia albicollis (white-throated sparrow), 5242 nucleotides. Lineage: Eukaryota; Metazoa; Chordata; Aves; Passeriformes; Passerellidae. The record is from RefSeq and is a predicted model, not a curated record.